GGGAGCCAUGGUAGGUGGUGAGACAGCCGCUGCAGUGGAGGAGCUGGUCUCCGGGGUGCGGCAGGCGGCCGACUUCGCCGAGCAGUUCCGCUCCUACUCCGAGAGCGAGAAGCAAUGGAAGGCCCGUAUGGAAUUCAUUCUGCGCCAUCUACCCGACUACCGCGACCCGCCCGACGGCGGCGGCCGCCUGGAUCAGCUCCUGUCUCUCUCCAUGGUCUGGGCCAACCACCUCUUCCUGGGCUGCAGUUACAAUAAAGACCUUCUAGACAAGGUGAUGGAAAUGGCUGAUGGGAUAGAAGUGGAAGACCUGCCACAGUUUACAACCAGAAGUGAAUUAAUGAAAAAGCAUCAAAGCUAAGGCAGAACAUUUCCAUCCCUGGUGACAGGCAUAGAAAGGAGGCUGGAAUGAGUGUGACUGACCACAGCAGCUUUUUAAGAUUCCUGAUAUUACCAACAUAGAAACAGGUGGAAUGAAGAGGAAUCUGUCUACAUGGGCUUUAAAAAGUCUUCAUUCUUCCAGUAGCUGUCACUGUGAAAGUAUGCAUGGAUAUUUAUGUAUUUAUAUUUUGCAUACUCUAAGAUGAUUUCAUCAGCAUUGUAGAAGCCAAACUUUUGUUUAAAAUGUCUUUUUUUUUAUGUUGAUGUAAUUGUUUGGAUUUUUCAACAAUGUACCUUGAAGUGUGAUUCUGUUCUUUGGCCUUUUUUUCCUAUUGAGGCAAAUUAGAUUCCUUUAUUUCCUUAUUUCUACCUGGAAUGUACACCACUGCCACACAUACUUAUCUUUUUGUAGGAAAUGAGAAUCAUAUCAUAGGCCUAAGGUAACCCGUGAGCUAGCUCAUGGGAAGAGACAGCCUCCAAAAAAGCAUUUGGCCUUUUAAUAAAUUCAUUGAGGGCUGGGGAUGUGGCUCAGUGGUAGAGCACUUUGCCUGGCAUGCUCAGGGCCCUGGGUUCUAUCCCCAAGACCGCAGACAAUAAAAAAAUAAGUGAAAUUCAUUUGUAGGAGAUUCAUUUCCCUGUGUCUCCCAGGCUGCUGAGUAAAGCCCACAGUCUUUUUGUUUCGGGAGGGCAUCUGAGCUUUGGUCUUUAGACAUGAACUGCCUUGCACAUAAGCCUCUCAAGAAAUACUUUGCUGGGCCUCGGUGGCUCACACCUGUAAUCCUAGCUACUAGGAGGCAGACAUCAGGAGGAUCGCAUUUUGAAGCCAGCCAGGGCAAAUACUUCAUGAGACCCUAUCUCGA
Molecule: messenger RNA, 1238 nt
Organism: Castor canadensis (American beaver)
Lineage: Eukaryota; Metazoa; Chordata; Mammalia; Rodentia; Castoridae
Gene: Xtbd1
Product: CDKN2A interacting protein N-terminal like
Source: RefSeq, a predicted model, not a curated record